This is a messenger RNA of Lethenteron reissneri (Far Eastern brook lamprey), 4668 nucleotides long. Its product is annotated as zinc finger protein 239-like. Gene Ontology annotation, biological process: regulation of immune system process; negative regulation of transcription by RNA polymerase II; regulation of cytokine production. Gene Ontology annotation, cellular component: nucleoplasm. The record is from RefSeq and is a predicted model, not a curated record. Lineage: Eukaryota; Metazoa; Chordata; Hyperoartia; Petromyzontiformes; Petromyzontidae. Gene Ontology annotation, molecular function: RNA polymerase II cis-regulatory region sequence-specific DNA binding; DNA-binding transcription repressor activity, RNA polymerase II-specific.
UGAUACAGGACGAUGUGUGAGUGAUGUGAUACAGGACGAUGUGUGAGUGAUGUGAUACAGGACGAUGUGUGAGUGAUGUGAUACAGGACGAUGUGGAGCUGAGUGAAUUUGCUCACGGCUGGUACCAGCGGUGUCAAGAUCGGCCUCUGGAGGAGGAGGAGGCUCGUGAAGGACGCUACUGGACAGUUGGAGGCAGUCGCCCUCCCGCAACAACGGAGGGCAGAGGAGCGACGCUCUCUACAAAUGAGAGGAGCGCCGGGUGGCUAAAACACAUCGAGCUGGCACAGUAGAGGACACAGGUGUGUGAUGUCAUCUAUGGACGGCCCCGUUAUGUUUGCUGAUGAUCUGGUGAUUGCUGCUCACUCAGAGGAGGAGUUGGAGGCACUGCUGCUGAACCUGGAGUGUGUCACAAAGAGGUUGAAUGACAUGAAGCAGAGACUCAAGACAGCCCAGUGCUAGAAGGAAUUAAUGCGAGCAGUGUCCAUACGACAUGAGCCACACUGGACACAUUAAUUUGUACCACAAAUUACACAUGGCCAAGAAGGUCUUCAAGUGUACUGUAUGCGAGAAGGUAUUUCGACGUUCAUCACAACUUAGAACUCACCAGAGACAACACACAGGAGAGAAGCCCUUUAAGUGCACUGUCUGUAGUAAAGCGUUUACACGUUCAGCAUCUCGUCACGCUCACCAGAAAACACACACAGGUGAAAAACCCUUUAAAUGCACUGUGUGUGGAAAGGCAUUUGCAGGUUCAGGAAAUUUUGUGACACAUCAGAAAACACACUCAAGCGAUAAGCCCUUCAAGUGCACUUUGUGUGAGAAGACAUUUAAACGCUCAUCACAUCUCCAAAUUCACCAGAUAACACACACUGGCGCCAAUCCCUUCAAGUGUACUGUUUGUGGUAAAGCGUUUACACGGUCAGGAUCCCUUAACAUUCACCAGAGAACACACACAGGUGAGAAGCCCUUCAAGUGCACUGUGUGUAGUAAAGUGUUUACACGGUCAGGAUCUCUUAACAGUCACCAGAGAAAACACACAGGCGAGAAGCCCUUCAAGUGCACUGUAUGUGGUAAAGCAUUUACACAGUCAAGAUAUCUUAAGAAUCAUCACCAGAGACAACACACAGGCAAGAAGCCCUUCAAGUGCACUGUGUGUGGGAAGUUAUUCGCACGGUCAGACGACCGAAAUAGGCAUGAGAAGAUCCAUGUGGAGAAGGAGGUGGAAUCGAGCCCAUCUCGCAUGCAACAAGACCCAAAAGACAACCCGAGUUUAGCAACGUGGCCAGCAGUGAAGGUUGAACGGGAAGAAGUGAAGGGGGAAUGUGAAGAGGUGAAGGUGGAAUGUGAAGAAGUGAAGGGGGAAUGUGAAGAGGUGAAGGUGGAAUGUGAAAAUGUGAAGAUGGAAUGUGAAGAAGUGAAGGUGAAAUGCGAAGAUGAAGACUCAACUCCAGGCCCCGACCUCCAGGUGAAUGGAGGCAGCGUCAAGCAGGAGGAGCAUUCGGACUCUGAGGGAGGGCGAGGUGACCCCCAGAAGGUUGUGGAUGUGGAGGUGUGGGUGGAGUUUUUGGCGGAGGGAUCGUGCAGCGGUUAGCGUGCUGCCUUACGAGCGCGGGAACCCGAGUUUGAUUCCCGUUCACGUUCGACAUCGGUGACAAUUAUCUGAAUUGGUCCUGGGCCUCCCCUAGAUCAACUCAGCCUCAAAUGAGUACCUGGUGUGGUGCCUAAACACCACUGGGAAGACAAAGGUGGACGGGCAUGGUGCUGGCCACCCACCCCCUCGUGUACCGUGCCGGCCUUCAUCGGUGCUCGCUGCCACACUUGUCUUAAAAGUCUGUUCAGGCUCUCAAGGGGCAAAUUUAUCUUCGAAGUUUUUUUACAAAGCAGAUUGAGGGCCCAGCACGUUUGAAGUGGGGUCUGGAAAGGUCUGAAAGAAUUCCCAAUGAGGUCACCUUAUUUACAGGCAUCUCUUAUUACAACAAUACGUGCAGCUGUCGGCGUCAUCCACUCAGAGGUUACCUUUCAUUUAACGCAGCUACCCCAAAGCCUUGGGAACCACCUAAGAAGUUUCGUCUCUUGGAAUCUCCAUCCGGCCAUCUUCUGUCCUCAUUCAAACUGACUCUCUUAUUCAAAUCACCAACGUUUAGGUGUGAAUGCUAUUUUACAACGUAAUUACUAUUAUUACAUUUCUUUGUUUUAUCUGUAAUUGUGUGGAAUGCUUUGAUGUUACUUACUGGCCCGAGUCGCCCUUAAAACAAAUCUCUGCUCAAUGGGGUUUGCUCGGAAAAUAUACUUCUGGUUCUUCGGAUUCUGUAAAUCUUAGCAUUAUGAACGAAUGAUUACCCAUCAACCGAUUGUGAGUCUUGAUGUAGCAAGUUGCGUGUAUCAGGGUCACGUAUAGAAUAUGGGAUGUCUGGACAGAUCGAUUGCGUGGUAUGAAUAUGAGCAAUGUCCUUGUAUUCAUGUGACUGCAGAUCUUAAUUUUAGAACUUUCGUGACUGCAGGAAUUAUUAUUUGGUUCUUUCGGUUAAGUCACGUCUAAAGAUAAAAUAAUAAAUUAAAUAAUAGAAUACGACGUUUCGAUUGCAACACAAGCAAUCAUCAUCAGGUAUAAUGAAUUAGCGACAUAAAAUCUAACCAGAAAACUAUAGACAGACAUAUUAGCAGACAGAUAUCACCAAGAUACAUAGAGAGAGCAACACAGGUAACAGAGAGAGGUGAUCGUCUCUGUGGGGUGGCCUUAAAUAGACAGAGGGGGGCGGAGGCAGAGAGAGGGAGGGGGGGUUAGAGAAAAAAUUAGCAUAUCAAUGAGUGAACAACAAAAACGUGGUGCUGCAAGUGCGAUGACACGGCAAGCAAGCCUGAAAAUCAGGAGGACACACUAAAAUUAAAUAACCUAGUAAAAUAUCGAAAUGUAAUGUAAUACAACACAGAGGGUCGGUCAACACACAAUUAACGCAUAGCCUGGUUGAUUACGUAUUUCAAAGAUUGCUAAGUUAGAAUUUAAGUGUGAACAUUCCAAAGAGAGGACACAGGCAGAGAGAACAAGUAGUCAGAGAGAGAGAGAAAAAGAAGAUAAGUUUAAAACUUCCCCGUAGUGUGUGACUGCAGAUGUUUGUGCGACAUGAACUGUCAGCUUCAGCUUAGAAGUGUAGGUACCAUCUUCCUCUAGAGAACAAUUCGUAGUUUUCUUUAAAAUAAGGAACCUAAUGGGACCUGUCUCGGCCUCGCUGUGCGUUUCUCUGCACCACUUCGUCUAAUUACACAGCAAGGAUAAACGUCAAAACUCUAAUGCGUUUAAUUAAAAACAAGAAAACUGGUGUAUAAAUAACAGAUCAAAUGUAUAUUUUUAAACUUUUUUUUAAACACGCACUUAUGAAAUGUACUAAAAAGUAAAAAAUAAAUAUUUUCUGUUCAAGUACUUUGCAUUAUAUAUGUUUCAUAUACUCUUGUUGUAACUGACUAAAUAAAAGCGUGGGGCGCGCAUACUAUAUUUGAGCAAAUAUGUCUAUUCACAAUGGGAAGUAAGUGUUCAUAUCUUGAUAAUAUGUUGUAAUUUGAACGUAAAGGUUUUAAGCCGUAUAUUUUUGGGAAUGUCUGCAUUGAGAAUGUAAAGUUUAACACGUAGGCUUUUCGCGACCAAUAUUAUUCAUAUAGGUUAUUUUUGGGUCAGAUCGUGUUAUUUAUUUACUUUACAUAGAAUAGAAUGUAAAGUAACUUCAUAUGUAGUGAAUAUCUUAUUAUUGUAACGUAGAGCUUUUCACGUGUUGAUGAUUGUGAAUGUCUCGAUUGACAAUCGCAAGUAACUGGUGAUAUGUUGGUCAUGUAAAUGUGUAAGUUUUUAAGCCGUUUAUGUUUGUGAAUAUGUCUGCAUUGACAAUGGAAAGUAACUGCUCAUACAGUGAGGGGAAAAAGUAUUUGAUCCCCUGCUGAUUUUGUACGUUUGCCCACUGAAAAAGAAAUGAUCAGUCUAUAAUUUUAAUGGUAGGUUUAUUUGAACAGUGAGAGACAGAAUAACAACAACAAAAUCCAGAAAAACGCAUGACAAAAUUGUUAUAAAUUGAUUUGCAUUUUUAAUGAGGGAAAUAAGUAUUUGAACCCCUCUCAAUCACAAAGAUUUCUGGCUCCCAGGUGUCUUUUAUACAGGUAACGAGCUGAGAUUAGGAGCACACUCUUAAAGGGAGUGCUCCUAAUCUCAGCUUGUUACCUGUGUAAUGUGAGGUUAUAUCCGGGUCGCUGACGGAUCACAACUCGUCACGAUGAUUGGCUCUGCCGGUCCUGGUCCAUAGCCAAUGGGGGGAAGCCUAGGGGCGUGGCUCUGGAAAGGUGACAGCUGUAAAUAGAGGAUUGGUUCUGCUGGCUUUAGCCACAUCCAAUGGGGAGACGAGUCAGGGGCGUGAUCCCGGGAGCCUACGGUGGAGUCUGGAAGAUUCCAUAGAGGCUAACCAGGAUUGGUGGAAAGGUACCACGUGACCCGGGUAUUAAAUAGGGGUGGAAACGAACAACACGUGGUCAGAACUGGAACGAACGAAGGGAAGGGGCCACGCGGGAGCGGGGGUCCAGGCUGCCACGUGGCUGCGCGCGUCUCUCUCUUUCUAUCCCUCUCACGCUGUCUGUCAGCAGCGUGAAGGAGUGUUGUAAUGAAAGACAAAUAAAGACCGGAUUCCACAA